Molecule: messenger RNA, 1139 nt
Organism: Vavraia culicis subsp. floridensis
Lineage: Eukaryota; Fungi; Microsporidia; Pleistophoridae
Exons: 1
Coding region: 1-1026 (341 amino acids)
Source: RefSeq, a predicted model, not a curated record
AUGCGGCAACCCGAACCCCUUGACUCUGAGCGUUCUAUGGAGGAUGACCUACAGCAAUUUUUGGAAAUAGAACGGAAAAGAAAACUGGUGGUUGAAAGAAGCAUACAAGAACUUAUAAACAAGCGAAAGAUACUCAAUGAGACGAUGCAGCAGGAGCUGCAAGAGCUCAUGAGGGAUACGUACACUGUGCAAGAAACUGGGAACGCAUACAGCAGAAACACUUCCCUAAUGGAAGAUAUAAGCAGGGAAUUACCGAUGGACAAUGAAACGGUGCGUACUGAUGAGAAACUGCCAGUUACACACCCUGGUGUUGAGAUCGUGCAAAGUGAUGAAAUUGAUGGCGUUGAACCGCUUAAUAUCCCAGUAAAUAUGCCUAUUUCAGACUAUUUUAUCAGAAAAUAUAUUGUAACAGACAAUUACAUUCAAACUGAAAGAAUAUUGAACCUGCAAAAGAAUAAAAUAACGAACCAGUCUUAUAGACAGCUAAAAUUAAUUGUAAAUAAACGAAUAGGACAGGUAACCACCGAUUUAGAUCAUAUCAAUCUAAUCACAGGAUUCCUCAAACAGUACGAUAGUUGUAUUUUCUACGAACUUCUCUCCAUAAAAAUCAUUGAGCAAGCAAAAUUGCAAGUUUCCAAUUGUUUUGAAACUUACAAAUCGUAUGGCUGGCUCCUCAACAACUUGUACACACCAAAUUUGCACUCACUCUUCUUGGUAGGUCUGGUGUGCAAAAAAGAGGAGGGCAAGUUCCUAAAAAGUAUGUACAGCAUAUAUUUUGAACUUUUGAGAUUACGGCGCAUGUGGCAUGAGGCAUAUAACUUUUUUGCAGGCAUGCUAAACGAGAUGCCCACACCCAACUCCUUUCACGUGGUCGAAGCAUACUUGCUGGUACUUGGAAAGGAUAUGUCUGCAAUUUUUGGAAAAAGAUUCCGAGGCAUCACCAACUAUAUAAGGGAAGAAUACUUCGCUAAGGGAGAUAACAAGCCAUGUAAGGUAAGGAUUGAAAAGAUUAUCGAGGGUUUAUGAUGAUUUGAAUCACCUACACGCACUGAUAAAUAAAUGUUUCGGUUGUCAAAGAACAAACGAUUGGGCUGAUGCUAUGAAUGGUAAAAGCAACGUGAUAAUUUAUGUUCAUGUCU